AUGGCGACCGGGCCCCCGGCGCUCCGCGCUGAGAUUUCAAUCGAGACUGCCCGCAUCGCAACCAAAGCGCCCCUGACCAAGCAGAACCUGCGAGAUCUCGUCCCACUGCCGCGUGGCAUGACGCUUGCCACGGUGGCCUUCGUGGCAAAGAGCAGAGGCGCGGCAACUUGCCGCGCGUUCUUGCCCUUAGCGUGGCCGUUCGCGAUGUUCUUUGAGGACGUGUUUACCGACCUUGAGGCGUAUGACGUCAUUCCAGAACGCGCGCUCAUUGGUGCAGGCUACCUGGGAGCAACCGAGGGCCUCUCGGAAUUUCUCGCGAAAUUGUGCGAGGUCUUCAACGGCGAAGCGUGUUCUUUGGCAAUCACUAUAACCGCCUUCAGCAGCCCGUAUCAGCUGAAUGAGACACGACUGCCAGUGUAUAUUGGCCACUAUCCCGUUGGAACGACGAUACAGAACUUCAGGCAUUAUUACCAGAUGUACCGAGCCAAAGACUUCGUCAUGUACGAUCACGGUGCAAAGGAGAACCGAAAGCGUUACGGUCAAGCAGAAGCCCCGGCCUAUCCGCUGGAACGCAUCACAACUCCAUGGGCGAUCUUCUCGUCAGAGGGCGACCACGUAGCCGACCCACGGGACGUCGCAGACCUUGUUGCCAGACUCGGACCGAGGGUUAUCCUGCAUCGGGUGGUUCCACAGAAAACCUUGCGGCACGUAGACUUUUCAAUCGGAUACAGAACCACCGACUUCCUGCACAACGUCGCCAUCGACGUUAUCAAGCAGCAAACUGACGAGAGCGCGUGA
Messenger RNA from Rhipicephalus sanguineus (brown dog tick), 798 nucleotides. Its product is annotated as lipase lipl-1. The record is from RefSeq and is a predicted model, not a curated record. Lineage: Eukaryota; Metazoa; Arthropoda; Arachnida; Ixodida; Ixodidae. The transcript is spliced from 5 exons. The coding region runs from base 1 to 798 and encodes 265 amino acids.